Messenger RNA from Alnus glutinosa, 3223 nucleotides. RefSeq names its product receptor-like protein 40. The coding region runs from base 87 to 1973 and encodes 628 amino acids. NCBI's taxonomy places the organism in Eukaryota, Viridiplantae, Streptophyta, Magnoliopsida, Fagales, Betulaceae. The transcript has 2 exons. The record is from RefSeq and is a predicted model, not a curated record. Gene Ontology annotation, molecular function: protein binding.
UCUAUAUAUUUACUCACGCACAAAACAAAUCAAUACCAUCCUGAAUCCACCAUUAAUUAGUAUCACCACCUCUUCCAUUCCCUGCAAUGAGACUUGCGGUCUUUUCGUGGCUUUUCUUGAUCCCCAUUUACUCACCUUUCCUAAUUAGCAUUUGUGUCUUUGGCGUGUCUGGGCAAUGUUUCGGCAAUCAGCAGUCCUUGUUACUGCAAUUGAAGAACAACCUUACAUUCGAUCCUGCUAUGUCCAACAAACUUGUUAAGUGGAAUCAAAGUGCUGAUUGUUGUUCUUGGGAAGGCGUCACCUGUCAUGAGGGACGUGUUAUUGGUCUCGACCUGACCAGUGAAUCCAUUUCGGGUGGACUUGACGAUUCAAGCAGUCUCUUUAGUCUUCAGUAUCUCCAGAGCCUGGAUUUGGCUUACAAUGACUUCAACUCUUCUCAAAUUCCAUCAAAGUUUGACAAGUUGACGAAUUUGAGUGAUUUGAAUCUAGCAAAUGCUGGCUUUGCAGGGCAGAUUACUUCCACUCAGUGGGAAGAACUUCUGAAUCUAGAGACUCUUGAUUUAAGUUACAAUUCAUUGAACGGGGAUAUUCCAGUUUCAUUGUUUCACCUCCCAUCAUUGCAGGUAUUUCAACUUUCCAAUAACCAAUUUUCUGGGCAACUCAAGGAAUUUUCCAACAUUUCUUCUUACAAACUACUACAGCUUGAUUUGAGCAAUAACGAGUUGGAAGGGCCAAUACCCAUAUCUAUCUUUGGACUUCGAGGUCUUGCAACCCUCAUUCUUUCUUCGAACAACUUUGAUGGCUCCAAUUUGUUGGAUGAAUAUAGUGGUUUUAACCUUUCGUCUUCCCACUGUCCCCCUUGGUUAGGCUUGGCUUCUUGCAAGUUGAAAAAAAUUCCUGAUUUCUGUAGAAACCAAUCCAAAUUAUACAUUUUAGACCUUUCAAGGAACCAGAUAUAUGGAGAGAUGCCUAAUUGGAUCUGGAAACUUCCCCAUCUUAGAUUUCUAAAUCUCUCCUAUAACAACUUGGUCACUCUCAAAGGACCUAUCUCCAAUAUCUCUACUAUUUUUAAGACAAGAUCUCUAGACUUUCGCUCCAACCAGUUCCAAGGCCAACUCCCAGUUCUCCCACCUGUCAGCUACUUGGAUUUCUCCAUGAAUAAUUUUCAUUCUAUCUUACUAGCUAGCAUCGGCCAGUCCCUUGAAUUCACACAAUUCUUUUCUAUUUCAAGUAAUAAAUUAUAUGGGAGUAUCCCUGGAUCCAUAUGUAAUGCUACAAAUCUUCGAUUUUUGGAUCUGUCUGAUAAUUACUUCAGUGGCACAAUUCUCCAAUGCUUGACUGAGAUGAGUGGGGCUCUUCUUCAGGUGUUGAGUCUAAGGAGAAACAAUCUCAAUGGCUCAAUUCCUGAUACAUUUUCAGAGUCUUGUAAUUUACAAACUUUAGCUAUCAAUAAAAACCAUCUAGAGGGAAAGUUACCGAAAUCUCUGAAGAAUUGCCAUUCAUUGGAGGUCUUGGACAUUGGGAAUAACCACAUCGAAGACACCUUCCCAUUUUACUUGAAUGGAUUAGCCGCAUUGAAGGUUCUUAUUUUGCGAUCUAACAAAUUUUAUGGGCCCAUUGGUCAUCCAGAGCUUGCCCCUUGCCCGAAGCUUCAAAUCAUAGAUGUGGCUUCAAACAAUUUUACUGGUCACCUUCCAAUAGUACUCCUUUCUACUUGGAUGGCGUUGACUGAUCGUGCACAUGAGGCCAACUCAAAACUCAAUCACAUCCAAAUUGGUAUUGGUAGUUUUUAUUAUCAAGAUACCGUAACAGUUACUAGCAAGGGUUUAGAGGUGGAGCUAGUGAAGAUCCUAACUAUCUUCACCACCAUUGAUUUUUCUUGCAACAACUUUGAUGGUCCUAUACCUAAAGAAAUUGGAGAAUUCACAUUGUUAUAUAUUCUCAACUUGUCACAUAAUGCUUUCACAGGCUAAAUCCCAACAUCUCUGGGGAAAUUAAGUAAUCUUGAGACACUAGACUUAUCAAGCAACAAGCUUACUGGAGAGAUUCCUAUGCAACUCGCCAAUGGUCUUAUUUUCCUUUCGGUCCUCAACCUUUCCUUCAACCAAUUGGUGGGACCUAUUCCAUUUAUCAAGCAAUUUGCUACAUUUUCGGAAAAUUCCUUCAAAGGAAACGAAAGAUUAUGUGGGUUGCCUUUGAAAUCCCAGUGUUCACAUGAGGAGCCACGAUUGUCACCUCCAACGACAUAUGAAGAAUCUCAUAGGAGUAUGAUUGAGUGGAAUUACAUAAGUGCUGAACUAGGAUUUAGUUUUGCUUUUGGAAUUGUAAUGGGGCCCCUUAUGUUUUGGAAGAGGUGGAGGAUAUGGUAUUACAAACAUGUUGAUGACAUUCUUUUCAAGAUCUUUCCUAAACUGUAUCUUGGAAAUGAAUAUCGUCGAAGACCAGCAGUCAACAAUCAACAACAGAGGCACUAGUUAUAGUUAUGAUCAACGCAACACUUCCAGGGUUUUCUUAAGGCAUGACUCCAAUGGCAAAUGUAACUUUACACAGCAACCCAAAUGAGGAAUAUUGCCCACAUUUCCAAGCAUCUUAUUUGCAUAAAUGCAUGUGGGCUUCCAUAGGCCUAGGAAUCGAAGAUGCCUUGAAUCAAAUGGCCUUUUAUGACCAUUUCUUCACAACUCAUUGUGUAUCUUUAAUUAGUAAUUAGUUGCAGUGACUCUGAUGGAGCUAGGGGGAAAUAUUCUGGAAUUUGAGCAGUUGAUAGUUCUUGUUUUCCGUUAUGUUUCAUUGUGCCUAUUCUCUUGUCCAAAAGAUUUUGUAGUGAUUCACGUUAGAAAUGUGAGUGUGAAAUUUCUGCAAACACUUGUAAUAGAAGAGCAGAUUCCGAGAGGUGUAGGUGAAAAUGACUUUUGAUUGAAAGGAUUAACUAACUCCUUACUUAAUUACUUUCACUUGCAGAGAUAUGUUGCUCCAAGUUUACUCCGGAGGGAAUUUGCUGAAGUCUCUAUGAUUUCUUUGAUGUCGCUAAAUAAUUCACUGUAAUUUCAUGACGUUGUUAAUCAAGAUGAUUAUGAGUGUACCUCUUUGAAUUCUAAUUAUAUUUCUUGUUUAGUGCUUUAUUUUAGUGUUGCUUGUGCUUGAAAAGCAUGUUAGACUGACUUGGCUACGUAAAAAGCAUGUUAUUAGCUUAAAUUUUUGGGACAAGUGGCGAUUGAACAUGGUA